Molecule: messenger RNA, 2270 nt
Organism: Balaenoptera ricei (Rice's whale)
Lineage: Eukaryota; Metazoa; Chordata; Mammalia; Artiodactyla; Balaenopteridae
Gene: SLC22A12
Product: solute carrier family 22 member 12
Biological process (GO): transmembrane transport
Molecular function (GO): transmembrane transporter activity
Source: RefSeq, a predicted model, not a curated record
AUGGCCUUUUCCAAACUCCCGGACUGAGUGGGCAGCCUGGGCAGGUUCCAGGUUCUCCAGAUGGUGGUCCUGGUGGUCCCCAUCAUGUGGCUCACCACUCAGAAUAUGCUGGAGAAUUCCUCGGCCGCCAUGCCCAGCCACUGUGGACAACGGACACUGGACAACAGCACUGCCCAGGCCAGUGUCCCCGGGGCCCUGGACCCUGAGGCCCUCCUGGCCGUCUCCAUCCUACCGGGCCCCAACCAGGAGCCCCACCAGUGUCUCCGCUUCCGCCAACCGUGGCAGCUCCUGGACCCCAAAGCCACGGCCACCAACUGGAGCGAGGCUGCCACGGAGCCACGCGUGGACGGCUGGGUCUAUGACCGCAGCACCUCCACCAUCGUGGCCAAGGUGAACCUGAUGUGCGACUCCGAGGCCCGGAAGCCCACGGCCCAGUCCAUCUACCUGGCCGGGAUGCUGGUGGGAGCUGCUGCGUGCUGCCAAGCCUCUGACAGGUUUGCGCUCAGGCUGGUGCUGACCUGGAGCUACUUUCCGAUGGCCGUCUGGGGCACGGCAGCCGCCUUCCCCCCCACCUUCCCCGUGUACUGCCUCUUCCGCUUCCUGGUGGCCUUCGCCGUGGCGGGCGUCAUGAUGAACACCGGCACUCUCCUGAUGGAGUGGGUAUCGGCACAAGCCCGUGCCUUGGCAAUGACCUUGAAAGCCCUGGGCUUCAGCUUCGGCCAGGUCCUGAUGGCCGCAGUGGCCCACGGUGUGCGCGGCUGGGCGCUGCUGCGGCUGACGGUCUCUGCCCCCUUCUUCCUCUGCUUCGUGUACUCCUGGUGGCUGGCAGGGUCAGCACGAUGGCUCCUCCUUACGGGCAGGCUGGAGAGGGGCCUGCGGGAGCGACAGAGGGCGGCUGCCAUCAACGGGAGAGGGCAGCUGAUGCCCGCGCCCCGCCCCUGCCAGCUCCAGGUCUUGCUCUCAGCCACGCAGGAGGAGCUGAGUGUGGGCCAGGCUCCUGCCAGCCUGGGCACCCUGCUCCGCACGCCUGGACUGGGCCUCUGGACCUGUGUCUCCACCCUGUGCUGGUUUGCCUUUGGUUUCACCUUCUGCGACCCGGCCCUGGACCUGCAGGCCCUAGGCAGCAACAUCUUCCUGCUCCACGUCCUCAUCGGGGAUGUUGACAUCCCAGCCAAGACAGGCACCCUGCUGUUGCUGAGCCGCCUGGACCACCGGCCCACACAGGCAGCAUCCCUGGUGCUGGUGGGGUUCUGAAUCCUGGCCGACAUGCUGGUGCCCCACGAGGUGGGGGCCCUGUGUUCAGCCCUGGCCGUACUGGGGCUUGGUGGGGGGGGAGGCGCCUUCACCUGCAUCACCAUCUACACUGGCGAGAUCUUCCCCACUGUGCUCAGGAUGACCGCAGUGGGCCUGGGCCAGAUGGCAGCCCGAGGGGGAGCCUUCCUGAGGCCUCUGGUCCGGCUGCGGGGUGUACACGGUGCCUCCCUACCCCUGCUGCUGUACGGGGCGGCGCCAGUGCUGGGCGGCCUGGCCGCACGGCUGCUGCCCGAGACCCAGAGCCUGCCACUGCGCGACACUACCCAGCAUGUGUGGAGCCAGGCAGUAAAGAAGGCAACACACAGCACCCAGGGGCGUCCUGUUCUGAAAUCCACACGAUUUUAGGCCUCCUGGGAAGGAUGGCAUGGGAUGGGAUGGGAGGCUCUUCUCUGCGGAAGGAGAGCAAAGGCCUCGAUUUCCGGAGGGCCGGGGGGCUGCCCCUCCAGCCAAGCCAAGCCUCUCACUACCUGAAGAGCCGCCUUAAACACAGAAGGGGCAAAGGAUGGUGUGAUUGGCAGGACGCUGCCCGGUACACCAUCACCCGACCCUCUCUCAAGGCUGCCGAGAGAGAAAGGAGCAGGGGCCGGCCCGACCCUGUGCUUCCUCACCGCUCAUGCCCCUGAGCUCGGAGGCUGACCGUCAGCCGUGCCCUAAACCUCCCCAGCUUCUCACUCCACACUGAGGGCUCUGCACAAGCACCUCAGCUUCGCCAGAGAGACGGCCCCUCCCCAUCGCCCUCGCUACCCCAGCCACGCGGCCAGGUCUUCUGCCUGGAGCGCUUCUGCCACCUUCUCUACCUGAUAAAUCCCCCGCCUCAGCCUCCCAGACCCAGGGCAUUGGCCUUGUUCUGGGGCCCAGAGCCCAACCCAAGUCUCCAGUGAAAUUCUUACCAUGGCUGCGGCCACACGCCUGUCCCCCACCCCUCCGGCCUGUGAGUCCCCAGAGGGUUGGGGUGG